UGACGUUUGUGCUGUGGUUGUGGAUAAUGUGAUUGGAUUGCAAUGCUUUUGAAUUUUUUGGAUGCUUUUAAGUUAUUUUUUAUCAAUCCAAGACGCAUUUUCCAUUUGUAAAUUAAGUUGUCUGUUUAAUAUUUCAUGUGAUUAGUAAAAUGGCUCUAAACACCCGCUUAUUUGUCGGUAAUUUGCCAGACAAUUUCAAUGAACAUUCUCUAAGAGAAGCAUUUUCUUCGUAUGGAGAAAUAACCAAUUUCGAUCUAAAGUGUAAACCUGGUAUAGAAAAUGAUAACAAAAAACGAUUUGCCUUUAUAACUUUAUCGGCAUCAAAUUUCAACGUGGAGUCAUGUAUAAAGUACUUUACAAAUGAAAAUUUUGAUGGAAAUAGACUAUAUGUCACCAGAGCUCGUGAAAGCUUUUUGGAGAGAUUGCAAAGAGAAAGAGAACAGACACAGAAUGCAAAUGCUGAAAAGAAUCAAGUACAUUUGACAAUCAAACAGAAAAAUACAGAUAACCACCAUAAUACACACAAAAGGAAAUUUGAAAAUGAUGAAGAUCCAACAAAUGAACAUACCAAGAAGUCAAAAGUGAAAGGAAAUUUGAGGGUUCCAGAGAAACAAACAGAUUCCCACCUAAAACCUCAUACUAUCACCAAUGGGCAAGAUUUUGGUAAUGCAUUUCCAGUUAAACAAACAGCAAAACUUUUAGAAAGCGAUAAAAGAGAUGGUAAUGUGCUCCAACAUGAUGACAAGAAACAGAACUCAGAUAUGAAAAGGCAGGAGUCAAUGAAAAAAAAGAGACAAGAGUUUAAUGAAAAGAAAAACAUUAUCAAGACUGGGUUAGUCAGUAUUGACAAAAAAUCAAAUAAAAAAAUUAUAUUUUCUGAUUCUGAAGUUGAUAACACAGCUCAAGAUAGUUCAUUGACAAAUGGACAUGCCAAACAGAACACUUAUAAAUCAGUUUUAUUUGAUGAUGGGGCCAGUGAUGAUGAGAUAAAUUUUCAAGUCAAAAAACAAUAUGAAGGGAAGAAAGGUCAAAAGGUUUUAGAUUUACAAUCUAGGUACAAAUCUGACAAACGUUUCACCUUAGAUGAGAGGUUCGUUGAAGACUCAGAAAGUGAUAAAGAUGCAGAAGUUGAGCAGGAGGAAGUAGAUUUAAAUCAGGCAGAUGAAAAAUCCAAACAGUUGAAUAUAUUGCAAGAUGUACUGGGUGUUGCUAUUAAAUCAAAAUCUUCUGAUACCACAAUGAAAACUAAAGCAAAACUGGGGAUGUUGCGUUUUGAUCCCACUCAACCAGACCAUGCCAAGUAUUUAGUUCCAGUGACUACAGAAGAACAUACAAAAUCGAAAAAGAAAAAAUCUAAAGAAAGUAAAACUGAGGAAAACCAAAAGGAACCGGAGCAUAUUGUGGAGAAAGUAGAAGUGUCUAAAGAACAAUUUUACAAAAUAAGUGACAGUCUUAAAGACCAUAAUGCCAUGGCACAGUCAACCACAUUCAGUUUAAGAAGUUUAUUUCAGAAGGAGGAUGAUAACCAGCAAGAAGGUGCAAAUGAAGAUGUAAAUUAUAUUCCUUUAAAAACUAAAAAGGAUAACAAAGUAAAAAACCCUCUGGAUCCUGGAGAAAAAAAUCCAUUUGUAUAUGACUCUUCUGAGUCUGAAAGUGAAGAUGAGAAAAAUGAUAAUACAACAAUUGUACCAGAAAAUAAUGACAUAAAAACAGUUUGGAGAGAAAAUUUAUUUUUGUCAAUAACUGACCACAGGUUAAAAGAAGGGUUGAUGUUCUUUGUGGAAGCUAAUGAAGAGACACAAAAGGAAAGACGGGAGUUAAAGUCUGUAAUGAAAAAGAGAAUUCACAACAACGAAAGGAAGAAUACAAUGUUCCAGAAGAAGAUUGGUGGAAAAAAGAAGCCAAUGAGGGGGAAAUUCAGAAAGAAUUAAGUUUAUUUAUUUUUAAAUUUAUUAAAAUGAUACUGAAUGUAAA
Bicyclus anynana (squinting bush brown) is the source of this 1974-nucleotide messenger RNA. It is a transcript of the gene Nol8, whose product is annotated as nucleolar protein 8. NCBI's taxonomy places the organism in Eukaryota, Metazoa, Arthropoda, Insecta, Lepidoptera, Nymphalidae. Gene Ontology annotation, molecular function: RNA binding. The transcript is spliced from 8 exons. The coding region runs from base 150 to 1931 and encodes 593 amino acids. The record is from RefSeq and is a predicted model, not a curated record.